Olea europaea var. sylvestris is the source of this 1006-nucleotide messenger RNA. RefSeq lists its product as uncharacterized. The transcript has 2 exons. The coding region runs from base 1 to 765 and encodes 254 amino acids. Lineage: Eukaryota; Viridiplantae; Streptophyta; Magnoliopsida; Lamiales; Oleaceae. The record is from RefSeq and is a predicted model, not a curated record.
AUGAUGAAGGGAUGGCGAGAAACACAGAGAAAUGACAGGGAUUUGGGGAAAGACAAAAGGAAAGAUGCUGAGAAGAAAAAUUAUUACCUAUUCAACCAGAUACAUGGAAAAAAUUUUGCGGAAAGGAAUGAAAAUUUAGUUGCGAAACAAAGGGAAUGUUUCGAUAAAACACACGCAAGAAAGGAGAUAUAUUUCUCCUUAGAAGAAUAUAUAUUGAUCGAAGAGAUUUUUUGGUUAAACCUUCACAUUAUUUCUGCACUAGAUUUUAUCUUGUUUUCUUUUGAUGGAUUAUUUGCAGCACGAGUUCUUGAGUUUUUAGUGAAAUUCUCUCGGUCAUUUACAGGUGGUGUACGCUGUCUAUCAAUCCUAAACAUUGUGUUUGCAAUCAUUUUUGGUCUUCUUGCCCUAUUUCUUGGUUCGACUCUCCUCACACUAGGUAGCCGCUGCUCGUUGCCUUUGUUUUGGUGCUAUGAAAUUUCAUUAUGGGGGCUGGUCUUUUUGUACGCGGGAACUGCCUUCUGCCUAAGAAGAAAAGCAGCUGUAAUAUAUGACGAGAGUGACUUUGCUGGUAGGAAUCUCGGGCUGGAAAUGCUCGAAACAUACCCAAUGGAAGUCACACCAAAUUUGGAGAUGCGUGUGAAUGAAGGUUUUAAGUCAUGGAUGGGUCCGUCUUUCCUAUCCUCGGAUGAGGAGGAUGAUCCUGACGACUAUCAAGAAGUGCCAACUGUAACACGUACAAACUCCAGCCGGCAAAGAGUGUUGUGAAAUCAAUCUUUUCUGUAGUUUUUGCUCAGUUUAUUGCAUGAGCAUGUAGUUAAAUCCCGACGCACAGAAUGUUGUGAAAUCAAUCUUUUGUGUAGAUUUUUCACAGUUUAUGUCACGAGCCUGAAAUUAAAUCCUGAUUUUGUAGAAGAGAGUGGGUCGUAUGGUGGUUAACUGAUAUAUUUGCACAAAGGACACGCCAAACCGAUGCUAAUGAAAAGUUGCUUGAAUUUGUUUUUACUUU